Molecule: messenger RNA, 4681 nt
Organism: Lepisosteus oculatus (spotted gar)
Lineage: Eukaryota; Metazoa; Chordata; Actinopteri; Semionotiformes; Lepisosteidae
Source: RefSeq, a predicted model, not a curated record
CUCAAAAUGGCAGCCUAGAGUGGGCAUGCGGGAGUGUUUCGGGUUUCUCAUGUCAAUAUGUCUUUGCUGAGACUGUGUGCUUUUUCUAAACCUCUCAGUGGUCGCCUGGUAUUGGAGAAGCCGAAUCUGAGACAGCUGCUGUAUGCUGACCAGUGUCAUUCGUGUCUCAGGCUGCGGAAUGACGGUGCCAGGAAGGCUGAAGAGACCCCCUGGGCCGUAUUUCGGAGGAAUUUCUCAGCUGUGAUCCCCAAGAAAGAGGGCACCAAGAAGAAACUGUGGGAACAAGCCCAGUUGCUGGAUGUCCUGGACGCCCGGAUCCAGCAGCUGCAGGCCGACAUCGUCCUGGCAGUCAAACGCUCGGAGGUGCCUUGCGUGAAGCCCCCCCAGGCCAAGCAAGGAACCCCAGGAGCUGGGGGGCUGAAGGGCGUGACGCGGGAUGAGGUUGGGGUUGUGAGGGAGGCCGUCAGGACGGGGGACUCCGGACAGCCGACCCAGAAAGCUCACCCCAGCCGCUGGGCUGAGAAGCUGAAGAAGGAGCGAUGGAGUAAGUCCAAGAAACAGCUGCACCUCCAGCAGCAGGGUAAAGAGAAGCUGUCCAUCGUGAAAGCCAGCAAAAACAUCAAGAUCUUUCGUAUGGCAUCGAAGGCGGGUCCUGUAGCGACGGCAGCCAAGGAGAGCAAAGAGAGGGCCAAUAAACAGAAAAGCCCCGCCUCCGGCCCCACCCACCCCACCUCUGGCCCCACCCACCCCAAGGCCACCUGGGACACGAAACAGAAGAAGACCGCUGGGACACAACCGGUCCCUGCGGCCGGCCGAGUGAAGGCCGCGGUCGCCGUCCCGGAGCAGUAUUCGAAGGAGAGAGAGCUGGCCCGGGCGGAGGAGCUGGAGAACCGGACGAGCCAGUGGGAGCCGGCCAGGACAGAGGCUCUCCUAGAGGACCGGGAGGGGAAUCGCUGCGGGGACGCCCAGCUCAUCCUGCACGCCUACCUGGAGGCCUGCGUCUUCAUCGGGGACGUGGAGCGGGCCCAGCGCUGCCUUCUCAACCACCACCGCCAUCUUAGCCGGCGCAAGCUGCUCUCCGUCAACACCUACAACAUCGUGAUGCGCGUCUGGGCUAAAAAGGGCUCUGUGAACCAGAUCGGGCGGAUGUUUGCGCUGCUGAAAGAGGCGAGCCUGAAACCCAACCUCAGCUCCUACUGCGCUGCCCUGGAGUGCAUGGGCCGCAGCGCCAACUGUGCCCCCCACGUGAUCGCCAGGUGUUUGCUGCAGCUGGAGAAGGACGGUUUCUCGCUGGAGGCCUUGUACAGGAAGUGCGUUUUCCGGGAGGACGAGCGCGAGAUGGUGCUGAAGGCCGUGCAGGCGGUGCAGCCUGACUUCCAGCCCCACGUGCCCACGGACACGAAAGUCUGUUCUUCUCCCCUGGUUCAAGACUUUUACACCAAGAGGGAGCUGGCUCAGUACCCCAAACUGGACUUCACCCUGGCCGAGCUGAGGGAGAGAUUCAGGCGGCAGCUGAGCACAGAGCAGGCCGACAUCCUGACCAUGGACUCUGUGGAGGCCAGCAAGCCGAUCACCGAGCACAUGGCCAAAAUGAGGGACCUGCUGGGGCUUCUGCGCACUCACUGGCACAAGGCCUUGCUCCAGUCCCUGCGGGAGAGCAAGGUGCUGCUGGCCAACAGCGGGCAGAAGAGCUGGAAGAUGAACCUGUACCCUUACCUGUGCCUGCUGGACGACCGCGAGUACGUGGACAUCAUGCUGCAGAGUGUGUGCAGCCUGCAGCCCAGCGGAGAAUCCCUGCUGAUCCUGGCCAGGGACCUGGGCAACCGGGUGUACAACAAGUACUGCAUCAGGAGGAAGGCCCAGAGCCUCAUGCUGGAAAAGCUGGCCGCCAUCUACAACCGAUACGCUGAGCUGCUGGCGAAGGACACUGAGUCCAGCAAGGUCCUGCCGCGGGAGCGGUGGGCGGAGCUGGAGGCGGAGCUUGCCUCCGGCCCCUCCCUGCUGGGCGACAGCGCGCAGUGGCCGCACAUCCUGGUGGUGCAGCUGGGCACGCACCUGGUGGGUCUCAUGAUCUCGGAGCUAAUGGUGCACGCCAACAUCCUGAACCCCGCGCUGGAGAAGAAGCUGAUCCCAGUUCUGUAUCACAUGUACACCUUUCGCAGCAACCGACAGGUUGGGUUUAUAAAGCCCCAUCCAAUUCUGACACAAAUCAUGUCUGAAGCCAUGGAGACCAAGCUGACCUUUGACUCCUAUGUGAUGCCCAUGCUGUGCCCGCCAGUGCCAUGGACCUCACCACGGUUCGGUGGCUACAUCCUGACUCCCACCAAGCUGAUGCGCUCAGUGGAAGGAGCGAUCCAGCACCAGCUGCUCCUGGAGAAGGGUCCGGAGCAGGACCUGUACGCCGUGCUGGACUCCCUCAACCAGCUGGGCAACUGUGCCUGGAAGAUCAACCAGCCCCUCCUGGACAUCAUCAUCUCCAUCUUCAACGACAAGGGCUGCGACAAACUGGACAUCCCCCCGCCCAUGUCCGAGGCGCCCGAGGUGCCCCACUUCAACCCGCGGGAGCACACCUAUUCCGAGGAGGAGAAGGCGUCCCUGAAGAAGGAGGUGGCCAAGUGCAAGAAGAAAGCGGCGGAGAUGCACAGCCUGCGCAUGGACGCCCUCUACAAGCUCUCCAUCGCCAACCACGUGCGCGAUGAGGUCUUCUGGUUCCCCCACAACAUGGACUUCCGCGGGCGGUGCUGGGUUUUCUGCCUGCAGGGCAGUGCCGUGGGGGAGAAGUGGUGGACAGAAGCAGAUGAACCCUGGCAGGCCCUUGCAUGCUGCAUGGAGAUCGCCAAUGCCUCGCGCUCACCGGACCACACACAGUACAUCUCCCACUUCCCAGUGCAUCAGGAUGGCUCGUGUAACGGCCUGCAGCACUAUGCCGCCCUGGGGCGCGACGUGAUUGGCGCCACCUCCGUCAACCUGAUGCCGUGCGAGGUGCCCCAGGACGUGUACAGUGGCGUGGCGCAGCAGGUGGAGGAGUUCCGCGCGCGGGAUGCCCAGAGGGGGCUGAAGAUCGCCCAGGUGCUGGACGGCUUCAUCAGCCGCAAGGUGGUGAAGCAGACGGUGAUGACGGUGGUGUACGGCGUGACGCGGUACGGCGGCCGGCUGCAGAUCGAGAAGAGGCUGAAGGAGAUCGAAAACUUCCCCAAGGACUGGCUCACGGAGAGCGCCAGGCUCAUCGCCAAAUCGGGCAGCUCCGUGGAGUGGGUGACGCCCCUGGGCCUGCCCAUAGUGCAGCCGUAUCAUCGUACCAAGAACACCGUGCUCCGGAGCAAUAUGCAGUUUCUGAACCUUCAAGUCAGCCACGAUACCAGCGAGAGGCCAGACACAGUGAAGCAGAAGAAUGCCUUCCCACCCAACUUCAUCCACUCCCUGGACUCCACACACAUGAUGCUGACUGCGCUGCACUGCUACAGUGCCGGGCUGACCUUCGUCUCCGUCCACGACUGCUUCUGGACCCACGCCGUCACAGUGGACGUCAUGAAUAAGAUUUGCAGGGAGCAGUUUGUGACUCUGCACAGCCAGCCCAUUCUCCAGGAGCUGUCCACCUUCCUGCUGCAGAAGUACAGCAGUGACCUGCCUGCUGAUUGCAGAAGCAAAAGGUUUCUGGAGUACAGGAGAAUGUUACAGCUGCUUUCAAAAGUGCCCCAGACAGGGGAUUUCGAUCUGCAGAGGGUGAAGGAAUCUAUGUAUUUCUUCAGCUGAGCCGAGGCUGCUGAUGGGAAUCCGGCUGGGAGGAGGAAAAACAGGUGCUGACUGGGAGAGGCUGACGAGACGAGACCCAGUCGUCCGUUUCGCUUUGGCUGCAGCGCUGACCGAAACCAGGAGGAAACGGGAAGAUGGGAGCUUCCGCCUUGAUCCCCUUUGACGUGACCCCACUCUCACUGGACAGGUGCCGCUGCUGAGCCAGAGGAACGCGCCAAGAACAGGAGACCGAGACCGAGCCAGGACAGCACGAGGCACAACGGUUUCGCACUGAACCCCUCGCCCAGCCCGAAUUCCUUCAUCCCUCCUGUAGGGGGCGACUGAGACCAGCACGGGUUCGAGGAGAGGGGGGGCCAUCAGUCUACAGCGAGCAGCUCCCUCCCCCCACAAGUCAGCGCUGCACUGGGGGAGAGUGAUCCGUUGCGUGCUCCCAGGAUUCUUUGCUUCGGCCUCACGAGCAUGAAGCAGGACUUUAACUUGGGCUGGCCACACAGCCACAGAGAGCGGUCUCACAGCUGGGUGUGGCUGGGACGCAGGGAGAACUGGCUCAGCUCUUUAAAACAGUUUCCCCCCCCCCCCAACCUCACUACACCCUCGGAACCAGCAGCCUCCAGAGAUCCCAGCCCGACGUACGGUCGAAAGGCCACCGCGCUGAACCCAGAGCCGAGCGGGCCCGCCGUUCAGCCUUGUCCUUUUCUGUCACAAACGGCCGCGUGUUUCAGCCUUAACUGGAUUUCCGAGCCCCGCCGUCUUGAGGGCAUAUCUGAGGAAACUCCCGGUGCCAAUGUGAACUUCAAAAUGUGAUAUCGGGGCAUAAAGCUGAAUUGCGCUGAGCUGCUGUCAGGUUACAAAAAUGACAAACCAGGCAAUGGCCCCUUCCUGGAGGAGUCUCUCUUGAGGUUUUGUAUUAAAGUAUUCGUAAAAACCA